Molecule: messenger RNA, 706 nt
Organism: Centrocercus urophasianus (Greater sage-grouse)
Lineage: Eukaryota; Metazoa; Chordata; Aves; Galliformes; Phasianidae
Gene: MRPL58
Product: mitochondrial ribosomal protein L58
Exons: 6
Coding region: 1-576 (191 amino acids)
Biological process (GO): mitochondrial translational termination
Cellular component (GO): mitochondrial large ribosomal subunit
Molecular function (GO): translation release factor activity
Source: RefSeq, a predicted model, not a curated record
AUGGCGGUGCGCGGGCCCUGGGCGCUGCGGUUCCUCACCGCCCGCUUCUCGCAGCGCGCCGCCGCCGGCACCGAGUUCCGCAGCGCCUACAGCUUGGACAAGUUGUACCCGCCGCGGGACGGCGGCACCGCCAGCGACCCGGAGGAGGCCAGGCCAGCGGCCCUCAACAUCCCCAUGGACCGACUGACUGUAUCCUACAGCCGGAGCAGUGGCCCUGGUGGGCAGAAUGUUAACAAAGUGAAUACCAAGGCAGAAGUCAGGUUCCACCUGGCAUCAGCAGACUGGAUCCCAGAAGCUGUAAGAGAAAAAAUGGCAUCAGUGCACAGAAAUAAGAUAAACCGAGCUGGUGAGCUGAUUGUGAACUCCGAAGAGAGUCGUUACCAGAUGAGGAACCUGGCGAUUUGUUUAGAAAAAAUCAGAGUCAUGGUCACAGAAGCUACUGAGAAGCCCAAGGUGGUGUCUAAGGAGACUGCACAGCAACUCAUAGCCAGGGUAGAAAAAAUGAACCGUGAACGAUUAAGACAGAAAAAGAUACACUCAAAUAUAAAACAGAGCAGGAAGGCAGAUUUUGACUGAGAGCAGAGGUGGAAGUCUUUCGUGUACUGCCUUUAUAAGGAAAUAUUGUUGGCAACAGUAGAUGAUACUAAACUGAUCUGGUAAAGUCUGUCUAAAAAUGCAAAUAAAAAACAUAUUUAUAAUCUGCUGA